UAAAACCCCAGCAACUGUGUUUUGCUUUGCAUCUCUUCCGCCAUCAAAAUCAAAACUUUUUUACAAAAGAACCCCAAAAAGAUCCAAUUUUAUCUCAUGAAUCUCUGUUGCAAAUCUCUAUGCAUAUACUUGUGUGUACGUAUAGUUCUUUGUUGCUUGGUCAUGGCUAUCUUCAAUUCUCUGUUCCGUCUUUCGCAGUGCGGUUUUAUCAGAUUGAUUGUUGGAAUUGGAAUUGGAAGGACGUUGAUCUGCUUUCGUGCAGGAAUUUGGAAUUUUGCUACAUAGGACUUGGAGAUGGGAGCUAACUGUUGUAGAUGUCACAAAGGAACUGUUGAAUCAGUUCAAGGCUCCAUCAUGUCGUUAGCUGACCUGAAGAACCAAGCUAGAGACCUCAAGGAGGUGGUUGUAGAAGAGACAAGAGAUGAUGCUGGGCCAUCAGAACCAAUACCUCCGAGUCCUAACUCGAGCCCUUCAGAAGUUGAGGUCCUAGCUACAGAUGAAGUGUCAAGUUAUGAAGCAUCAAAUUAUCUUUGGAGUACUGGGUUGUUUCCUUACCCGAUUCUGAGUGGUUUUUACUCUGUGGUCCCGGUUGGGAGAUUGAAGCUUUCUAAAAGCAUUCCUACACUGGAAGAAAUUAAUGCUCUUCGGGAUCAUGAACGACUUAAGGCUGGUGUGAUUUGUGUAGAUUUUAGGAAGGAUCACCAGCUUGCGUUGUUGAAGAUGUUAUAUUAUGGACAAGUCAGAGGAUUGAACUCAGAGCCGGUUAAACUAAUUAAGAAAACUGCUGAACUGGUAGUAAAGGCAAAACGGAGUCAAUCAUUUAAAAGUCGUGGGUUUCCACUGCUAGGAAACAUCAAACAUGGUUCUUGUCGUGCUCGAGCAAUCCUCUUUAAAGUUCUAGCUGAUACUGUUCGUCUUGAAAGUAAGCUUGUAGUGGGUUUCCCUAGUGAUCUGGGAUCUUCCUCUAGUGUCGACCCAUGUUAUCAUAUGUCUGUUGUGGUUGCGCUCGAUGGUGUGGAAAUGCUGGUCGACCUUAAGCGAUGUCCUGGUCAGCUUAAACCCUUCUCACCCAAGGAAGUUUAUCUAGCUCAUGUCUCAACGGCAUGGCAGACUGGUUUUGUAGACAGUGACUCUUGUGCUUCACCAUUGGAGCCAUACCGUCCCAUGGAACGGUCUGGUUCACCAUCUGUGUUACAAUCCGGUUCAAGUGGUUCACGAAGCGAGCUAAUCAUCAAGGAACAGCGAUCUCCUGGUUCCAGCUCUAACUCAAAUGGAACAGCAGAGCCGGAAACAGAGAGAAUAAGGAGUAGGCGUAUGAAGACUCCUGAGAUCAGCCCUGGAGAGGAGUCCCAAAUGGAAAAGUCAUUGAUAUAGUUGCCAUAUAAAGGAGCCCGGCUCAAAAUACCUGAAGCGAGCUUAUUGCAGAUUGUUGGUCGGAGCUGUGAAGACAGUAACUGUUCUAAGAGAAACAACAGUUAGAUUAGGUGUGAGAAAUUCAUCGAGUUUUGUUCUCCUGAUCUCUCUGGAUUCUUCAUUGACUUUAUUAUUAAUGAUAUUGGCUUUUUUUGUAUUAUGAAAUCAUUCAUUGAUUGCAAAUUUUAGGCUUUGCUCUUUCCUUUUACAAACAAAUAUUACACAUACAAAUAAAAAUGGACAAGUUUCUGAAGUUAAUAAUACA
Camelina sativa (false flax) is the source of this 1678-nucleotide messenger RNA. Its product is annotated as putative serine/threonine-protein kinase SIS8. The record is from RefSeq and is a predicted model, not a curated record. NCBI's taxonomy places the organism in Eukaryota, Viridiplantae, Streptophyta, Magnoliopsida, Brassicales, Brassicaceae.